AUGGAGCUCCGUCGCCAUGGAAACCAACCCAGCGACGCCCUCAGUAGGUGGCUUGGUCGCCACGACGAAGACCAGCGCGGCCUGCUGGCGCUGAACGUGCUGUUGCUAGGCGACAGGCAGAGUGGGAGGAGCUCCGUGGGGAACGCUCUGAUUGGCGGACACGAGUUCAGGACAGGCGCCGUUUCCAUGACGACCGAGUGCCGCCGCCUCAGCCGACGGUUCCCACGCUGUUUCAGGCGUCAGGGGGCGGAGUCUGACCUCCUGCUCAGCGUGGUGGACACGCCCCCUUGCGUGCCCCGCCCACACGCCGUGCACGAGCUCUGCCCUGAGGGCGUGCACGUGAUCGCCGUCGUUGUUCGAGUCGACCUGCCGCAAGAAAAUACACACCUGGUGCAGCACGCGGAGCUCCUCUUCGGUCCUUCGUGGCGUCAUCACGCCGUCGUCGUCUUCACGCAUUCUGACCGCCUGAAAGAGGCGGAGCUUCAGCCGGCCGCCUUCCUCAGCCAGGCUGCUGAUUGGCUGAAGGCUCUGGCGGAGGAGGCGGGGGGCGGAGUCUGGUUCCUGGACAACGGCUGUGAUUGGCCGUCGGUCAGAGGGCGUCCGCUGAGAGAACAGAUGAUCCGCCUCUCGGCCAAGAACCACCACCGAGCCGCGAGGGUCCGGACUGACGGGUCGGUCCUUUAA
Molecule: messenger RNA, 684 nt
Organism: Stegastes partitus (bicolor damselfish)
Lineage: Eukaryota; Metazoa; Chordata; Actinopteri; Pomacentridae
Product: GTPase IMAP family member GIMD1-like
Exons: 3
Coding region: 1-684 (227 amino acids)
Molecular function (GO): GTP binding
Source: RefSeq, a predicted model, not a curated record